Striga asiatica is the source of this 904-nucleotide messenger RNA. The record is from the annotation of a GenBank genome assembly. Lineage: Eukaryota; Viridiplantae; Streptophyta; Magnoliopsida; Lamiales; Orobanchaceae.
AUGGUUCACAACACGACUUGGAAUAACGUUGUGAUAGGAGAUCGCAACGCGAGCAAUAAUGAUGGAGACACGAACGAGAGUCGCUUGGCCGAAAUCCUGCAACGGUAUCACAGGCAUUUUGAAAAAGAACCAAGUCCCUCCACUGAACCUCAUGAGUCUCAGGCAGAGAUCUCGAAGUAUUCGAUGUUCCUCACAUGUGGGGAGCUACUUCAGAUUACGGAAGGGCAGCCACUCUCUCUAUUGGAGUCAUUUCUUGAGCAGCUGAGCGUGACUGACCUUUUACAUUUGGAGAAACAACUUGAAGAAGCACUCGUACAAACAAGAACAACAAAGACAGAUAUGCUCCUGGCUUCUAUAACAAGUCUUAAUGAAAAGGAAAAAAUGCUGGCAGAAGAAAAGAGGGUUUUGCAGGAGAAGAUUGCAGCUGGAAGCAAGAGUAGUAAGGCGAUGUUAAUCGAUCUCAACGUUGUUCCACCAGACGACCAUCAUGUCCAAACACAAAACCAAUCAAAAACAUUAGCUCCUUAAUCUUCUCUGACUUUCAGACAUGCUCCCAGGAAAAAGGCAGCAAGAAAAUUAAAAGGAAUCUAUCAAGCAGAUAUAUAUAACUAAAUGAAAUUGUAAUGUAAUAUGAAUUUGGGCAAAGUUUUUAAGUCUUACCUGUCUCUCUCUAAUUCAACUGAUCAAUGAGUGCUCUGAGAGAGUCAUGUUGCCUAAUAAGAAAAAAGUCCCCAGCAAAAUAUGAAAUAUGGAGCUGGUUAACUUAUUAUUUUGCUGUCUCGCUUUCUUUUCUCCACUUGUAAUUAAUCUCCAUGGCACAACAGACAUAAAAUGCAUUGGAAGUUUUUUUUUUUUUUUAACUUUUUGCCAAAAGAAAUAAAAAUGAGGCAUAAUAUUAUGAAAU